This is a messenger RNA of Aedes aegypti (yellow fever mosquito), 1836 nucleotides long. Its product is annotated as transmembrane protein 115. Bases 202 to 1455 code for a protein of 417 amino acids. Gene Ontology annotation, biological process: retrograde vesicle-mediated transport, Golgi to endoplasmic reticulum. The record is from RefSeq and is a predicted model, not a curated record. Gene Ontology annotation, cellular component: membrane; Golgi apparatus. The transcript has 4 exons. Lineage: Eukaryota; Metazoa; Arthropoda; Insecta; Diptera; Culicidae.
GAUGAUCAACAGCGAGCUGUCAAAGCUAGCAGCAAUCUUUUAUUUUCAUUCACGUCUGCAAAACAUUUCGAAGGAAUUCGUCGCAUUGUAGUGAUUUCCCGUACGAUUUUUACCCUCAUCUAUCGGUAGCGAAUAAUAUCCACAGAAGAGAACCAGUUCUCCAUGUAAACCCAAUCGGACGACCUCCACGGAACAUUGGCCAUGGCGAGCAGCGGCAGCAAUAACGCAAUGUACUUGCGGCAGCAGUUCUCUGCCCUGCUGGGAAACACUUCGUCAUCGAUUAAGUUCAUCUGCAUUUCGACCCUGGUCGGAUACGCGCUGUCCUUCUCGGACCGUGCCGUGGAUAUCCUGAGCGUCACGCCGGGAUAUUUGAUGCCACCGACCUUCUGGAUCUGGACGAUAUUCACCUUCUGCUUCAUCGAGUUGCACUUCUGGGAAGUGUUGGUCGAUUUGAUUACGGUGGGUUUGUGCGGGAAGCUAAUCGAACCGUCCUGGGGCCAAAUGGAGAUGCUGCAGUAUUUUGCCAUCACCAACACCGGGGUGGCGAUCCUGACCAGUUUCUACUAUCUGUUCUACUCAAUGAUCACCAAAGACGCGGAAUUUCUGUUCGACGUUCACAUCCACGGAUUGGCCGGGAUGAAUGCAGCUGUUAGUGUGGCCGUAACGCAAAUCAUGCCGGAUCAUUUGAUUGCCCGGACCCCGCUGGGAAAGUUUUCAAAUAGGAACGUUCCUCUCACCGUGGUAAUCGUAUCGAUAAUAAUGUGGGCCAUUGGCCUGCUGGACGGAACGUACCCAGCGAUGUUCGCUUCGGGUUUGUACGUCUCGUGGGUGUAUCUGCGAUUCUACCAGCGGCACUCAAACGGAACACGUGGCGACAGUGCAGAGAACUUCCGUUUCGCCAGCUUCUUCCCCAAUGUGUUGCAACCGUUCGUUAGUCUUAUUGCCAAUCCAGUAUAUCUGGCCUGUCUACGAAUUGGCCUGGUCAAACGAUUGACGCCUCAGCAAAGCAAUUCAUCUUCACUGCAAUCAGUCAGCGUCCACUCGCUCGUUGGGGUUGAUCCUCAUGACAUGGAAAGGCGGAGACAAAUUGCCCUGAAAGCUUUAAGCGAGCGAUUGUCCAAAACUACUGACUCUAGUCGUCAAAACACGCUGCCCAAAUCGUUCCCUCAGACGGGUGCUUCUGGAAAGCACCAUCAUCAUCAUCAUGGACACCACCAUGGAGGGCACCAUCAUCACGGUGGCGGACAUUUGCCCUUUCCAAUGACCAUGGAUCGGCCAGCAAUCCCUCUUCCGCCACCACCGAGCAAAUCCGCUCUGAAAUCCGCCGACUCGACGAAACCGACCAACAGCAAUAGCGGCGUGGCCGGUUCGAAUAGCACAACUACCGUAGAUUUGAUCAAUCUGGACCGAUCCGGCCCGAGUCAGCCAUCUGGGUCAUCAACGACGAACACUUAAAAUAAUACCGUUGCGGACAAGAAACCGACAAUUGGCCAGUGUGAAUUUGUUAAUAGGAGAUCGUUUUGUCGUGGGAGGGAUUACCGGAGAUGAACUCGUUCGUGGUAAAUGUGAAUCGCAGAAUUCAGAGACCUGUACUGCGAAUUUGUAAAAUUUUUGAGUGUAUUGGAAAAAAGAUGCUUUAAAUAACUAACUAUAGUAGGAUAUGCGCUCUCCCUGUUUCUGUUCAUCUAUUUUCUGUAGAUUUUACUUGUGAUGAUUGAUAAGCUAUAAAAAAGCACGGAAGUGUGUAAUGAUCGGUUUUGCGUUGUAGGACAAGUAGAUUAGCUCCUAUUGAAUGCAUUACCAUGUUAGAAUCUAAAUAAAAUGUACCUAAAACGA